AGGACGACACGGCACCGGUAGCGAAGUGUAGUUGACAGGUGACAGUGAUGGAGUUCGGUCGAUAUUCGUGAAUUUCGGACGAAAGUCGAUCAUGUCGAGAGAUUCGAAGGGACGUAAGGAUGUUAUAUCGCCGAAACCAUCGAAAAAGAACCAGCAGAAGCUGACGAUGGAGAUAGGAGAGGUUAGAGUUGCGGAGGAUAAGGAUUUCGAGCAGUUGAAGAAGUUAAUCGACUUGGAAGACGGUUGGAAGUCGGAUUAUAAGAAGAAAAUGACACAAGUGUGGACGAAAUCGACCCAGCAAACCAAUAUCAAGAUAAUAAAGCUGAAGACCAUUUAUACAGAUGUGUCACCUGCUCUGCUGUUUGACGUGCUGUUAGACCCAGAUUAUAGAAAAAUGUGGGACACUCAUGUGGUGGAAAGUUAUGAUAUCGGUUGUCUCAAUCCUAAUAAUGAUCUCGGUUAUUAUGCAGUUAAAUGUCCUUCUCCACUCAAAAACAGGGAUUUUGUCUUGUUACGGUCGUGGCUGGUGACAAAAAAUGAGCACAUGCUGAUAAAUCAUUCUGUCUACCACGACUCGGCUCCUCCGAAGAAGGGAUUCGUUCGUGGCAUCUCUCUUCUGACGGGAUUUGUCAUCAGACCAGUUAAAGAUAAUGGUUGUGAAUUGAAUUAUGUAACACAGUGUGAUCCUAAAGGUUCAUUACCAGUGUGGAUGGUUAACAAGUUAACACAGAUAUUUGCACCAAAGAUGGUAAAGAGGUUGCAUAAAGCCUGCGUGGGAUACGACUCCUGGAAAAUAAAGAAUAAUCCGAACUUCAAGCCGUGGAUCAAUCCGGAACAGAUGAUGUUACCCCGCAUUGACAUGGCUUGCUGCAUGAGAAACGAAUUACAAAGAUCCACGGAAUCCAUAGACGAAAGCAACCUGGAAGAGUCGUGCGAGAAGGAAGACUUGUCCGACGACGACGACUCGUAGAGGCAGACGCGUUCCGAUCGGUUCAGACGUACAAGUUUUAAAUCCCUAAAAGUAACAGUUAAAAUAUUCUAUUGUUAUGUUUUAUUAAGAUUAUAAAUUAAGCAGAGGGGUUAAGGUUAUCCUCUGAAAUGGUGCUUUUUUUCCAAGUGCUUUUGUAUUAAUAAAAAGCAUCUGUAUUACACAAUUGUUAAUAUAUAUAAAAA
Messenger RNA from Centruroides sculpturatus (bark scorpion), 1173 nucleotides. RefSeq names its product START domain-containing protein 10-like. Bases 92 to 970 code for a protein of 292 amino acids. The transcript has 6 exons. Gene Ontology annotation, molecular function: lipid binding. The record is from RefSeq and is a predicted model, not a curated record. Lineage: Eukaryota; Metazoa; Arthropoda; Arachnida; Scorpiones; Buthidae.